This is a messenger RNA of Rhododendron vialii, 1559 nucleotides long. Its product is annotated as probable inactive patatin-like protein 9. The record is from RefSeq and is a predicted model, not a curated record. Lineage: Eukaryota; Viridiplantae; Streptophyta; Magnoliopsida; Ericales; Ericaceae. The transcript is spliced from 3 exons. Gene Ontology annotation, biological process: lipid metabolic process. Bases 242 to 1402 code for a protein of 386 amino acids.
CACUCCACUCCUCCCUUUCCUAUUUAAACUCAGCCACCACCGACUGCAAGAGAGAGAGAGAGAGAGAGAGAGAGAGAGAGAGAGAUUUGCAGAGAGAGAGAGAGAGCCAUUGGUAGUACUUCAUUAAUGCCUCUGAGAAAGAAAGCGUGACCAGUGACCUGUAUCCUUCCCCACGGUUUCUCUCAAAAACUGGGUGUGAUUCUUUUAAUUUCUUCUUAGAUUAUUAGAGAUCGAGAGUGACAUGGACCUCAGUCAGGUUACGCUGGAGAUCUUCUCAAAGCUCGAGCAGAAGUGGCUCUACCACUGCGACGCCAGCAAGAAGACGCGGAUUCUCAGCAUCGACGGCGGCGGGACCACCGGCAUUGUCGCCGGCGCCGCCCUCAUUCACCUCGAGGACCAGAUCCGUGCUAGAACCGGCGAUCCUCACUCCUCCAUCGCCGAUUUCUUCGACAUCAUCACAGGAACUGGAAUCGGCGCUCUCUUCGCGGCAAUGCUGACUGCCGCCGACGGGAACGGCCGUCCUCUCUACACGGCUCGAAACGCCGUUAAGUUCUUCGUCGAGAAACAGGCGGAACUGUUCAAGGUCAAGAACGUUGGCGUUUUCCGCCGGGAAAAGAGGUUCUCCGGCGCCAGCAUGGAGAAGGUUUUGAAACAGGCGCUGAGGAGAGACGACGGAACGGCGCUGACGUUGAAGGACACGUGUAAGCCUCUCCUUGUCCCCUGCUUCGACCUAAACAGCUCAGCGCCGUUCGUCUUCUCCCGGGCUGACGCGUCCGAGUCACCGAGCUUCGACUUCGAGCUCUGGAAGGUGUGCCGCGCCACGUCAGCGACGCCGUCCCUGUUCAAGCCGUUCGAACUGGCCUCCGUCGACGGGAAAACCUCCUGCUUGGCCGUCGACGGCGGCCUCGUCAUGAACAACCCCUCCGCCGCGGCCGUCACUCACGUCUUGCACAACAAACGUGACUUCCCCUCCGUUAACGGCGUUGAAGACCUGCUAGUCCUCUCUUUGGGUAACGGCCCGUUAAGCAGUCCUGCUAACGUCAAACUCCGUCGUAGCGGCUAUUGCUCGACGUCUUCGGUCGUGGACAUUGUCCUUGACGGCGUCUCCGAAACCGUCGACCAAAUGCUGGGAAACGCCUUCUGCUGGAAUCAUGCAGACUACGUUAGAAUUCAGGCAAACAGUUACGCUGCGGGGAAAGUCGAAGAGAGCAGCCAGGCCCAGGGUGUGUUGACGGAGAAAGGCGUGGAGUCGUUACCGUUUGGCGGGAAACGGUUGAUGACGGAGACCAACGGAGAGAGAAUUGGGAACUUCGUGCAACGACUUGUUGCCUCGGGAAGGAGUAGCGUGCCGCCGAGCCCGUGCAAGGAGACUGCCGUCAGUCCGCUUGCUAAUGGCCGUUAGUUUUGUCUUUUUGCUUUGUACUCCAGUAGUUAAUUAAUUAAUCCUUUUUUUUUGUUAAUUUCAAAACCUUUCUCCUCGCCUCGGGGUUACUUCUCUAGUCCCAAUUACGGAGUAAUUAGUUAUAUCUCAAAUAAUAAUGGUAGUGACCUGUUUGGCA